Molecule: messenger RNA, 1672 nt
Organism: Spathaspora passalidarum NRRL Y-27907
Lineage: Eukaryota; Fungi; Ascomycota; Pichiomycetes; Serinales; Debaryomycetaceae
Gene: RPL37B
Product: 60S ribosomal protein eL37
Exons: 2
Coding region: 57-323 (88 amino acids)
Biological process (GO): translation
Cellular component (GO): ribosome; cytosolic large ribosomal subunit
Molecular function (GO): structural constituent of ribosome; RNA binding
Source: RefSeq, a predicted model, not a curated record
AAAAGAAAAUCUUUCUUACUUACUUACUAUAACCACAUAGAUAAUCAAUAGCAAAAAUGGGUAAAGGUACUCCAUCUUUAGGUAAACGUCACAACAAGUCCCACACUUUAUGUAACAGAUGUGGUCGUCGUUCUUUCCACGUCCAAAAGAAGACCUGUUCUUCUUGUGGUUACCCAGCUGCUAAGAUGAGAUCUCACAACUGGGCUUUAAAGGCUAAGAGAAGAAGAACUACCGGUACCGGUAGAAUGGCUUACUUGAAGCACGUUUCUAGAAGAUUCAAGAACGGUUUCCAAACUGGUGUUGCCAAGCCACAAACUGCUUAAAUCAAUUAAAUGUUGAAAAUUUAUCAAUAAAGUUGCAUUGGAGGAGAAACAUAUUCAUCUUCCAGGGUUUACAUGUAUUCACAAAUAAUGGUUUAAUUUUUUAGUUUAAAGCUUUACAACAACAAAAAUAUAAUUUGUAUCAUAAGGAUUAUUAAAAUUUGAUAUUUGUAGUAUAUUUACUCGACUAACUCCAUCUCGUCAAACGUGAGGCUGUCGUGUUCACAAUUCAUAUUGAAAUAUAAAUUAUCUGCUUCUUCGUGAGUGACGAAUUUAUUCAAGAUUUCUCGGGCACAUUCAAUAGCAUCUGAUUCAUAAGGGAAUUCUAGCCCGUUAGCGAAAUCAGUUUGUAAAUCAGCAAGAUAUUUCCCAUUCGGUAUUAUGUCUGUUAAAUGGUUUAGUUCUCUUGCUCUGGAUUCACAUGUUUCGUUAAACACAACUUGAUUAUAGUAACCUUUCUCUCGAACUUUAAACAACAACUGUUGACCUUCGGCUGUAGUUGAAGAGUCUGACCCAAACGCUAUUCUCAGCAAUACCACAAAUAAUUCAUGCAUCGUCUCAGGGAAUAUCAACUCAGUCAUAUCUUUACCUUCUUGUUGGGUUAAAUAGUUUAUGAUUUUGACAAAAUUUGAAACUAGUUGGAUUCGUAAGUAGAUAUAUUUAGAUCUGGGAGAUCUCAUGAUAUAAUCUUGUUCAAAUGCCACGAUUCUUAUCAUAGAUUUGAAAUGUUCUCUAUUGUAUAAGAAAUCUAUAGUUUCUUGUGUAACAAUUAGCGAGUGUAAUAGUUCAGAUACCUUGACCGACAAGGUUAAUAAAUGAAAUUGAUGGUUUGCGGAUAAUUCGUAUUGUAACUCACCAGGAGUUUCCAAAAGUUCAUAUGGAAUAGGUUGUGGUGCGACCACUACGUAGUUGUUCAAGCAGUCAUGGUCUAUAGGCACCAUAGAGUCAAUCUUUUUCAAAUCGUAGUUGUUACCAACUAUUCGAUUCAAUCCAUACACCAUGAAAUUCUCUCGAAUUGGUAAUUCUAUAAGACAUACUUUAAGCAAGGAGCUUAUAAUUACACCAUUCAAUUCUGAAUUGUUAAAUGCAAAUGUGUCGUCAGUGAUGGAUCCCAAUAGCAUCUCCACCAUGUUGUACACUAGGUUUACCUGGGCAGUGUUUUUAAAUCGUUCUGGAUUUUGAGGUAAACACAAAUUGAAUAGUUCAAGUGGGAAUAAAUUCCAAGUGUUUCGUAUAUACUGGGCUUCAUACAUCGAAGACAACGUAAUUGCUUUUUCAAGUAUAUCCAUGCAACAAACGAAUAUGAAUUUCUGAAGGAUUGAUACAUGAUUCGGAACAUCAUGAUAAUUCAU